AUGGUAAAUGACUGGGAAUGCAUCUGCACCAUUGAUGUUGGAGAAGGAGAAAGACUAGUUGCCAUUUCAUGGAUAGAUACUGGCAUUAAGGUAAAUGUAACACAUGCUGACCCAUCUGUCAAAUUAGGUCAAGGAAGUGCUUGUAGAUAUGACUGACAGAUUCAGAUUAUUUGUUAGAGUGCCUGUACAUGUAGAUGGGCUGCACAAUUAUUAUGAGACCAUUUUGUUCCUAAGAAAAGCUGGUACUGUAACUCAGAGUUUCGUGUUUUGUGAGUGCUUGCCAGUUCUAAAACUACAAAUCUGUUCAAGUUGAGUGCUCAAUUGUCCAUGGCAACCCUGUUAUUUACAAAUUUAAAUCUCCCUAGAAUUGAAUGGAAAAUAUUCAUGAUGAUCAGUUUAGGCAGUUUUCCCCACCCCUCCCUCCCUCUUUCCACCCUUUGUUCUCUGUAACUGGUGCCUGUUUCCCUUUCUUGUGUGGGGGCUCAUGGCUUGGUUGCCAGGAUUUAUUUUACCUGUCAAAUCACAAGCUCAGUUGUCGGGAAAAAACAGACAUUAACAACUUCAGGGUCUUAGAAGCAAAAAUUAACAUCUGCACUUUGCAUGACAAAAUCAAACACAAUCAUGCACUGUAGACAAAAUGGUUUGUUUUUUUUUUUACUUUCUGUAAGAGGUACUUGUAUUUAUGGGCAAUAAAUUUAUCAAAUAUGGAAAAAUGAGUUAUUAUGUAACAUGUGCAAAGCCAAGUGAAAAAAGUUAAUUUCCCAUUUUGGGGGUGGUUUGAUUGGAUAAAUAAGUUCAUAAAUUACUCUUUCUUGUCUGAGUGGCAAAAUUACCCAUCCCAGGAGUUUGGAUGGCCCCUCCUGUCCUGUUUUUCUCUUCUUGCGCUUGAGUUAAAGCAAAAUCUUGUCAAUGUUAUAACUUAUCAUUGAGACAAAUGAAUGAAGAAUAAUCUGCAACUGAAGAAAAUUUUGGGAAGAUUCUUGUGAUUUUUUUUUUUAGCUUUACUUACAUUUGCUUUCAUUAAUAUUUCAUUAGAAUUUGUUUAGCUUGUCUGAAGAUCCUCAGCAUUCUUUCAUGCAGAAGAAUUUGAGUGAUCGCUUCAAGAUAAAUCGAAGCAAGCCUCCUUUAGUUGAGAUUGGUGGUAUGAGAGCCAAGGAUGGCUGGGUGGCCAUUAGUGAGACUGGUCUAGUAAGUUAUACCUAAUGUGUAUGUUAAGGGUUAAAAUCAUUUUAAACAUGUUAAAUGUUUUUUCUCCAACAGUGUCAGAAACACUGCCUUAAUCCAUUUUGCUGUACAUUCAAAAUUAGUUUGAAUUCUUUUGACUUGAAAUUAUUUUAACUUGUGACAUGCCUGUCUCAUUUUCCUUAUUAACAUUUAUGCCCCAACAUCAGUAUGCACAUUCUCCAUCCUGUUUUCUAUACACUUCCAACAGUGAUCAAUAGGUGAAUUUCUAUAACAAUCAAGAGGUUCCUUACUCAGUGAUUAUUUCUUGUAAUAUCUUGGUCUUAUUGUGUGAUUCAGUGGUUCAUAGUAUCAGCCUUUCUAACAUGAAACAUGGAAAACUGGCAUGCAAAAGAUGCUGUCACAGCAGGCUACAUAGCAGCAUUUAAUUCAAACUCUGCCUAUAACACAAGGUUGUUUUUAAAAUAGCCAAUUAAGUAAAUUGGGUUUCCUGUCGAGGUAAUUUCUUUGGAGAAAACACAGCAGUCUUUUCAGCACUCAGAAUAAAUUAUUUAGAAGAAGCUAGAGUUGCUCUUGCCUGUGCCUGGAGUAACUCGUACCCUUCUCUCAUGCUCUUCAAACUUCUUGUUUGCAUCCAUAACUCAAUAGACAUACACUAGGCAGGGUCCAAUUCUUUACUACAUGACCAACAAUGUAGUUUAACCCUGUGACCUCUAUGAGUGACUAGCAUCUAAUUUCUCCUUACAAUAUCACCCCUGAAUCAAAUAUUAAGUUUACAAGAAAAAGCUCUUGAUUGUUAAACAAGUUCUCCUUGUCAGCACUGUUGGAAAUAUAUAAAGAACAGUAUGGAGAAAUUAUUUACUGGUGUUGGAGUGUAAAGGAUUUAAGGUAAAGAUGUUAAUUGGUGAUAUAAAUAUUAUUAUUAUUGUUUCUAAAUGUAUGAGAUGUACAUGGUAUUGUGUAUAAUCUGUAGAUUUGUGUGACCACAAUCAAGCCAGAAGUACAAGUCACAAGGAAAUGCCUGGCACAAGUGCGAUCAAGAGUGGCUGUGGCUGAUCUGGCAUUUUCUAGCAGUAAGUGGACCGUGCAAUUUGAUUUUUUAUGGAGGUAGUUAUGCAGACAAAUAGAUCAUUUUAACUCUUUCAGGCUAUUAUUUUUGUUUGGUUGUUGUUAUUACUAAAUGAAAGUUGUGCAAAAUUACAUUGGGCACCCAUUUACAACAUUUUGUGGUUGGUUAUCCUUUCUUGGAUGUCCAGUGCUUGCACAUGAAUUCCUCACACCAAGAGGUUCCCUCUCAAUUUUUCUCUACUUAUUGCAAAACAACAUUAUAUAUUACUGACAGGUUUUUUGAGAUAUGUCCAGAAAUGCAUGCAGUAAAGAGACUGGUGAAAAUUAGUCAAAAUUGUCAAAUCCGCUGAGCUGACUUUGCUUUGAUAAAUUUGACUAAAAAUUUGUCAAAAUCAUCAAUUCCACUAAGCUGAUUUUGCUUCAACAAAUUUAACUAAAUUUUGUCAAAAUCAUCAAUUCUGCCAAGCUGAUUAUGCUUUGACAAAUUCGACUAUAAUCGUUAGUCAAAAUCAUCAAUUCCGCCUAGCUGAUUUCACUUUGACAAAUUCUAUUAAACUUCACCAAAAUCGUCAAACCAUGAAUAUUCACUCAUUUUGACAAAAUUUCAUCAAAUCUGCCAUUUUUAUUACUGCAUGCAUUUCUGGACAUAAGUGGAUUUUUCAAAGUGUGGAGGCUCUUAAAGACUUUGAUGUAGUAAGCUAUAUUAGAAAUGAACCUUGUACAGCACAAGUGUGGGAUAUUUCUCUUGUUUGAAAUUUCAAAUUCACCUUAAACUGCUUACUGUGACAAUCCAAAUGAUGCAGCAACUCCCUCAGUCCUAUUACCAUGAUUGCAGAUUGAUGAAAUAGAGAAGCCCGUGCAAUAUGAUGUUGUUAAAUCUGAGCACUUGCUGGAACCUACACUGUAUUCUUGUUUAGGACACUUUACUCUCAAAGUUCCUCUUUCAAUCGAAGAGUUCACAAUUUAAUGCAUGUUUGUGAUUUUUAAGAAAAACCUGACAAAGAGUAGAAAGAGUUGUCUGACAGAGAAGGGGAGUAGCCCUUGACACCCAUGCAAAUGUAUCCUGCUUUCGAUACACUGAUACAAGCAUGUUGAUGAUUUAUUAGCACCUCUCAAUGGAGAGGGGGACUGGGUGGGUUCAGGCUGGCCAAAAACACAAAAAAAUUGGCUCCUGUACAUGGGCCUGGAACCAGAAGUUCCUGAAACCAGUUUACCAAUAAGUAGGUCAUUCCAUACCCUAAUAUGGGGAGUUGGGUUCUUCAUAAUUAGAUGUAGGUAUGUGCUCUAUUAUGUGAUAUGGGGCACAUAGGAUGCUUGGAGAAUACUUAAUGAGCUUCUGAUUUCCCUUGCGAUUAGCCAUGUGUAGUCUUUGUUGAGCUACUGCUCAUUUUUCAAACACAUUAAUUUUGAUUAGAGUUACAUGUAGAAACUCAAUGUGGAAAGAAAUUGUGCAAACUUUGGAUAAAAUUUUUUCCACCUUGAAGUACCCUGUUACUUGUAUUUAAAACCAGUGAUAAUUUUUCUGCAGAAGGAAAAGUGAUUGUGGUGGCAAAUGAUGGGGAGCCAUGCAGUGCUGUGCAGUUCUUCAGAGUUUCCUUGUCUGGUGGACCAGGGACAGGUACAUGUAUGUUUAUAUUUGAUAUCACCUGGUACUCAUAAGUUUCAUCUAAAAAUGAAAAAAAAAUGAAAAAAAAGAUGUUCAAAGAAAUCAAAGGUAAAUAAAAUAGGAUCUUAGCAAUGGCACAUUGGGGAGGUGGUUAUUUAUCCUCUGUUCCCAAUUGCAAGUUGAAUGGGAAUUUGGAGUGACUUUUUUUUGUAGGGCAGAAAGCUGAGGAAACUGGUUAGGAGAAAAACCCUUCAAAUCAGGUCUUAUGUGUCUUAUGUGUCCUUUGUUGUCCAAAAGUUCAUGGGAAAAUUCCCACCUGCACUUUGUGUCAUUUUGCCAGAACAAAAGGCAUUGUUUCUUUAAAUUUUCUUUACCAAUCGCAAGUUUGCAAUGAAAAGCUAAGGAAUUUAGUCGAAUUUUGUCAACAGGCAUUUUCAUGACUUUAGCAUAAGACUGUAUGUGGUAUUUGGGCCAAGAAUUUAACCCCUGCACCCUGUUCACCUAAGUGUUUAUAUUUUACUAUGCCCCUAUAAUUUUCUAUGAGGGAAACAAAAGGAACAUUUUUGGUGAUGUUGACUUAGUGAAGCUAAUGAAAUUAAGAUAAACUGUAGGCAUUCACAUCAUAUAUUUACAAGGUAUAGCAAGAGGAAUGGUAAAAGGUAAAAGUACUGUAAUAUUUUUAUACAAAAUGUAUGCCAAAGCAAUCAUGAUCAGGAGCUCACUUUGAGGUGCAUCAAAGUCUAGUUGGAAUAUGGAAUUCUGAUUUAGGGGAGGAAAGCAGAAAUCCUGGAGAAAACUGUCAUAGCAAACAAAAAACAGAAAAGUCAACCCACAAUUUUCAUUAGUUCCAGGUAUUUAUUACUCAACCACAGUAUAGUUAGCAACUUCUCACUGCUGCCUUGUGCCUGCUCCAUAAGUGUUUCAUAUUACACAUGCAGUCUUUGAUAGGAAAUGUUUAAAGUGAAUGACUGAUUAUAUUAGUUUGAUCAUAGUUUUAUUUGUUUCUUUUAGAUGACUGUCAGAUCCAAUCUGAUCCUCUUCCCUGUUUGUUUCCACAUUCACCCACAGAGCCUAAAAAUUGUAAGUUGUGUUAAAAGAAGCCUCUAUCAAUCUAGAUCAUAGAUACCUGUUUUAAGACUGUGUUCAUUGCUAUUUAUUUACUUUAUUGAUAUAUUUAAAAAAUAAGAAUGGCAAAGCACUACUACAUGGCUAACAAUGCAGUACAUUACCCAAAGUCACGCUACUGAUACCUUUUUACAUUGCCAUCCCACUUGUUUCUGUAGUAGUACUACAUUCAGUAGUAGUCAUAGUGGUGUUACUAGUUUAAUGAUAAGAGAGCUCCUUAAACAUCAGAAGCAAUGUUACAUUGCAAAAGGAAAUCUACUGAACCAUGCAAUAUUAGUGCUACCUACAUCAUAAUAUGAUGAUGAUGAAUAAUAAUAAUAAUAAUAAUAAUAAUAAUAAUAAUAAUAAUAAUAAUAAUAUGAUUGAGAAUAUAUAAAAAUUGUAACAUUGUAACAUUAUGUAACAUCAUGAAGUUCCUUAUUACAGUGAAUUUAAUUGAAUAGGCAUUUAUUGAGGAAAAAAUGCUUGAAGCAUUUAGUUUUAACUCUAGGUAAUAUAAAGUUAUGCUUGCGCUCACGGAGUACACGUCUCCUCUUUGGAGGUAGCAAAUCAUGAAAUAAUAUGAUCAUCACUGAUUACAUUCUUAAAAAGCUUAAAGUCCCUGUCUUUAAUUAAGAUUGCGUAAUUGUUACAAACUUUGCAUUGCAAAACUACUGGGACUUCCAAUGCAAUACAGUAAGCCAAUGACAGUAUUAUAAUUUUACAAUGCAUGCUAAUUCAAAAACUAAAAGCAUUUACUCCACGAAACUUCUGCUGCAUAAUUACUUAUCUUAAAUGUCUACUCUGAAAGGAUAGAUUGUAUGUUAGUUGUUGUUUGGUUCUCAGAUCCGGAAUAUCGUGUGAAAAAUAUCCAGUUUUUGUCCAAGCACUCUGGGGAAGCUCUUCUUGUUUGUACAACUGGUAAGAUCUUAGUGCAAUAAAUCUUAGUUUUAAAAGCGCACUCUGUAAACUGCUGUGAGCAGCACCUAAAAAAACAAGCUCCCUACAAUUACCUUCGUCCCAGAUAUUUCUUCUCUCCUAACUUGUAUUGGCAAAGUCGCUCAAUGAUGAAAAUUGUGAGAAAGGAAAGAUUUAAGUCUGUUUUACUCAGCUGCUAUCUGUCAUAUAAUUUGCCUCAACAUUUUAGAGGUCUAUUGAACACCAGUAUGUGAGCUGAAUUCUUCCAUGCUGAACGCUAAAUAAGACGCUGAAACAUUUGAAGCAAAAUUUAAACGUACAGUGCUUCAGAUCAAUCAAGAUUUCAAUGGCUUAAUGUCCCAGUUUACAUUGCCCUCCCACAUGAUAGAUUUCUGUAUUGUAUUCUGACGUGUUAUUACAUAAGUCUUAUUAGAGCGCUUUUCGAGUGAGUGUCGUAAAACCAAAACCAAAGUAAUCAUAAUGACCAAUCAGAAGAAAGGAAAAACCUUUUAAGAGCCAAUGAGAAUUCAGAGUAAAAUCAAGCAACCCGCCUAAAGCGCGGGAAAAUGCGGCGAACAAGUCGUGAUUGGUGUGAGUUUUGCAUCUGAUUGGUUUAGAGUCUGUUGCGAAUUUUCUGGACCAAACACAGAGCGAAGUAAAGACCCCACUCAGUGAAGCAAAACGAAAGCAAUCUGCUCUAUGGGUUAUUUAGUAUUUCAGAGUAAAAUUGCCUUUUCUGGUUAGAUACCAGUAAAGUAAAGCUAUUUUAGAGAGAAGCUUGGCUGAAUGGUGUGGGAGGUACAGUGACCUAUUGGUUGGUGCACUGGAUUCCAACUUGAAUAGUCCGGAUUUGAGCCUUGGAUAAGUCGCUGUGUUGUGACUUUAGACAAGACAAUGUUGGAUUUGGGGAAUCACAUGAAAACUGACAACCAAUUAACUGCUAAUUCGAGAGUUAAUUUCAUCGUGACACACCAAAAUCCACCGACCGACCUCCCCCCUCCCCUCUCCCCCCUCAGUGUAAACAAAAAAUCCUCGUAAGUAACCAUUUUUCUUUCCAUUUUGGCUGCCUGGUUGUUGUAAGCUUUGUAUUCGUCUUCAAAUUUCAGGGCCGUUUGGGAGUUGCAUCAAACGAUGGGAAAUGAAGAAGGAAGUCAUACAACUACAUGAAAGAUUUCAACAAGAAAUUAGUCAUCCACGUGGAGGCAAUUACAGUAUAUAUGUAAGUAAGAAAGGUUAAAACAAGUCGCAAAAGGUCAUUUGCAAAGGCUCCUCUCUCUUCUAUAAGCCGUCCUCUUUUCUCCCUCAAACAAGAACAUAGACAUGCAAACACUUUGGAAAACAAUAAUACUAUUACUGUAAAUAGUUUGAAGCCGUGGGUGAUAUAACAUGUGAGAGUGUAGUCUGAUCGUCCAGGUGAGUGUAGUCCUGAGAAGGACUGUUGUCGGUAGUGGUGACUGACGUUUCGACAACCUGAGCGGAAGCCAUCAUCAGAGUCAAGUGAAUAGUUGUUAUCAGUCGAAAGUUCUAAGUCCGUUCCGUAUGAAGUGAUUGGUCAGUUCUGCCCUAAUGUUAUUGGCUGUAAGACUCAAGUGACGUAGGUCGGUCGACUAAUCCUUCUCAGGACUACAAUCACCCGGACGAUCAGACUACACUGUCACAAUAAUCCUAGCAUUAUGAAAUAUUGUUUUACAAGCAAAGGAGUGUAUGCCAUGUACGUUCUUCAUUCGAGCUGAGCUUAUAGUGGGGCUCUUAAUGAGUUUUUAAUGAGCCCAUGACGGGUGGCCCUGCAAACUUGUCACCCUUCCCUCCCUGGUCACUCUUGGGAGUGAAAGUGUUAACCCUCCAUGCUGCACGUCGCUUUGUUCUUUCCUCUUUGAAAUUCAUCCUAUCUUACCAAAUAAAAUAUUUAGCAGUUUCCCUUAGGUGGGACGUAAUUAUAUUCGUUGAAUUUCUUUGUUUGAAUGAUUCAGGAAUGGAAAAAUGUAAAUACUUACGAUGAUUCAGCAAAGAUUGUUUGUCUCUGUCUGCCUCGCAUACCCACGCCAAAAGUCGACAUUUCGCCAAUGAAUAAUCUGCUGACGUACCCUGCAUCGUUCCUACUGGUUCAAUACGAUGAUGAUAGACUUCAGAUGCUAAAUUGGUAGGUUUGAAACUAGACAAAAGUGCAACGGUUUUUACGGGGAACAGCUCUCCUCACUCAACAGUCGACCGAAAGAUUACCGACAAGUUAUCGAGUGACCACCGACUGAUUACCGACUGAUCACUGACGGUUUAUUGAUAAGCUAAGGCGACACUUUCACAAAACAGGAUUUUUCUGUUAACUGUGCAAAAUUAUGUAAAUCAUACGCCAUGGAUUUAGGCCUUCGUGGAGAACUGUUCUUCCUUUACCGUUGCAUCAGUUAAUAAUAAUUGUGUUUUUCUCUAUGUGCGACGCAUAAAUCGAACAGUUAAGAAGCUAGACAUGUCUUUGGUUGCAAUUGGCAAAACAUUGUCAUCAAUUUUGUUAGUACCGAUUUGCUAGGCCUGCCAUUGUUCUUCUAACCCAUGUGCAAGUUGCUCAAGGCAGAAUGCAGACGGUGUGUUUCGAUUCUGAGGGAGGGCAUCUGCCCUUCCAGGGAAUCUUAAAUCAACGUCUUGAUUUUGUCUCAUACAUUACAGGUUUAUCAGUGCCUUCAAAUAGACUUUGAUGGUCAGUGGAAAAUUGAAAGCAAAAUUAAACCUUGUCUAGGCUGAAAUUUUUUCUUUCAGACGCUGCUGUAUUUGAGUAACGUACGUUUUGUUGUUUUGAACCAAUGGUGUAAGUACCAUUUUGAUAUCCCUCAUUCCGAAUGUAACCAAGCAACAAUAAUCUUCAUUCAUACCUUACAGUGUUGGUCUGGUACCGAGCGGCUCUUUUCGCACAAAAAUGAAACCAUCAGCAGACAGUGACGUAGGUAGGUACUUGAAGCAGCUUAUACAACGUGGUUUUAACUAUUUUUAGCGUCAUGGAGAAUUGCCUUCAAAUAGAGAGAAUUCUCAAAAUGAUAGUUUGGUAGUGUUAACACACAUAAGUUUGAAUAAAGCUAACUGGAUCAAGGAUCUCCCUCAUCAUCAGGAUCAUCUCUCCACCGCAGUGCAAAUAUGUGAAAUUUUCAUAUAUCUAAAAUCUUCAUUCACUUGGAUGUUUAUUUGUACCCAAUUCAUUGACCAGCUCCCAGUUGGCUUGUUAGCUCAAUUGGUAGAGCGCUGCACCGGUAUCGCAGAGGUUAUGGGUUCAAAUCCCGUACGGGCCUGAAUUUUUUUCAGGUCCUAUUUACAACUACUCGUUUCAGUAGUGUUCUUAGCUGCGAGGAUCUCCUAAUUUCAUGGAUCAAGGAUGUUAAGAAAUGACAAAGAUUGAAACGAAUGUCAAAUAACGAGCUUGAAAAUUGAGGAUGAAUUUAUCAAGAUUAACAAACCUUGUAGCUUCCGGGCAACAGGAGGUUUUUGGGAUGAAAACUUGAUCAUUUAUUUGUAUUAUUUUUAUGUUUUAUAAAUAUUUUUCUCAGGUACUGCACCCAAGAGAGCACGUUUAUCUGUAGCGAGCUACAACGCAGGCUGUCUGGGAGCCGUCUGUUAUUCGCCUUGCUGCUGUUGCAUGGUGGGUGUCACCAUGGCGGGAGAUAUUAGACUUUUAAAACUGCAUCAUCUUGGUGGUGAGUACCGAAUGAAUUGUAAUUGUCGAUAGUAAUCUGGGAUUUCUUUGCCUUUGUUUUACUUUUCUUUAUGGUUGGUUCAUUAUCAGUACCUUACCCUUUUAUAGAGGUUGACCAGUCAGAUGAAAAGUUCGAACUAAUCGAGACCAAGUAACUCACUUUAGCCCGUUGUUGAGGCCCGUUUACAUCAACUGAUUCGCAGCUCUGACUUGCUCCUUGUGCACGUGGUAUUUAUCUUUGUUCUGAUUGGCUAAUAGGGUUUGUUUGAUUUUACCAAAAACCAAGGUUUUCCAACCAUCAAUGGAAAGCUCCGUACAUAUAAGCCUGAUUCACACCUGCAAAAUGACGCUCAAGUUGAUUUUUUAACGUACCGAGUACGAAAAAUACAACGCAACGUUUUAAAGCGAGCACCAUAGACAGUUCCAACAGUUUCCAAGAGACCACUUGAAUUAAUCCAACUACAGAUUCUCUCUUACGAAAAUUAGUGUUGUUUGCUUUUAACAACGAAUUCUUUCUCUUCGAAGGCUUUACAGUUAAUUUACCUUCACUUUUAAACUGAGAGAAUCUCAAAGGAUCUCCCAAAUGACCUCUACAUGAUUUACAAUCCAUGUACCAGACCUAUGCCAUGCGGGGGAAUUUAGGCUUUUUUUCAUGUCAUUGAUUUUCAAUUUGCGAUCCAAGCUUGACGCACUAAGAGGUUAAUGUUUUUCCUUUAUUUUUUCGUUGACAGACAGUAUGGCUGGAACUCGGCUAAAACGCAGCCUGUCGGACUUGCUGCAUUACUGUUUACUUACCGGCUGGGAAUGGUGGGAUGUGCUAAUGGCGGCUCACCUUGGAACACCGCCAGGUACAUCCUCUACUUCAUUCUCCUUCUGUUACCUCUUCUCCUUCUUUCUUUUCCUCUUUACCUCUCUUUACCUCAAUAAACACAUUAAUCCGUCCAUUAAAUCGUUGGUUUGUUCCUCCAUUUCUCUGGGAUCUAUUACUGAACAGACGCACGGCAACUUGGAAUCUAUUCGUUUUAUAUAAUAAAGAAUUAAAAUAUACGGAAAAAAAAGUUUUAAUGAUGACGUCAUCUGUACAUCUGUCCUCCAAUAGAUCAUAAGCGAGAACCAAUUAGAAUGCGUGCAUAACUGAGCUUAUUAUUUAAUUAUCUAUUUACUCAUCUAUUCAUUCCGUCCGUCCUUCCUUCCAUUCUACCCUCUUUCUGUAUUCUUUUCUAAUUUCACGCGCCGAUCUGUCUACAUAGCCAUGCAUUUCUUAAUUAGUUGCAUUGCUUAUUUCUUUCCUUUGGCCAAUGUCUAUCUUUCUUCGUUAGAUACCCUUGAUGCAGUUUCAAGGCAGUUCACAGAUGAGUUCAGAAUUCAAGACAUUCCUCAGCAGCACAUUCGCAUGUCCAGGUUCCGCGCGAUCAAAGCCAGUCUGUUCAGAUGUAUGAAGGACGGAGCAGGGCAGGCAGUAGAUUGUUAUGUGUGUCAGCUUCUGGUUGCCAUAGCAGCAGCCUUAAGAUCUCUACUGAAAUCUUCACACACCGCUGCUGAACAACUUGCCAGUAAGCUGUGUUUUUUUUGUUCAAAUUACAACCCCUUCGAUCAAUAGCUAUCACGUUAGAAUAGCCAUGGUAUACAUGUGUGUCGACUGGAAAUUGCUUAAGUUUUUCCGCAGUAAUUUUGACUUCUGCGUCUGUGCCUAUUAGAGCUAAUUAUAAAUCACGUUGAAAGCAGUGUGGUACUGCGUUAGCUUUUCUCCACUACGCUCUAUGACUGCUCUCAAACGUUCGUGCCACUCACACGAAAAUCCGACAGUAAACCAAUUAUAAGAAACUUAAAAGUUUCUUGCGCUCGAGGCCGUUCUUAUGUAUUUAAAUUCAGUUUUAUUGGCUUUCUUUGAGUCAUUUUCCUUUACUCUGAUUUAUCUUGCGAUUACUUCAUUGCAGUCAGUCGAAAAGCGUUCUAAUCAGUCUACUUGAGUCAUUUUCCCAUUUUAUUGCAAAAACACUUCUUUGUCUCCAAGUCAAACGUUGUUGUGAUCUGAACUAAUUUUUGUUCUCUUCGUCUCUUUUAGAGAUUUCAUCGACCUUAGAUCUCGAAGUCGAUAAAGUCUUACAAGUGUUGGAUACAAAAGAGUUGACUCUCGAUAGCAGUAAGAGAAAUAAUCCUUUGAUAAAUGAGAAAUAACGUCUUUCUCUAAUAGGCAACAAUACUUUUCCCUUUUGAUCUGCCAGCAUUUGAUAAGCUUCCACCCACUUUUCAUACAACUCCAUUCCCAGUGAUUGACUCGAAUUGAACUGUUGCGCUUGUGGAGAUUAGCAGUAUCUAUCGAUCUCAUCCAGAAGUAACAACAUCUUGCGUUAGGAAAUAAGUUAUUGUGAGGAGCUUAUAUCAGGAGAACUAAAUAAACAAAAAGAUAGAAAAACAUCAACGAAACUUGUUGCUUUGCACGAGUUUUAGGCGCUGUAUCCAAUGUGAUACGUGUUUCAUGUUAAUGUGUUGUAGUAAAUCGAGGCUAUUUUGCAAAUGCCACACGCCAAUUCUGGCCAAAAUUUCCAUGUUCGACAAACAGUCGUCGAACGUAUGGUUUCUCCAUAGCUUAAGUUCUUUGUCACACGUGUAAUUCUUAUCUCAUCUAAUGGAAGGGCUUUCUGUUUUUAUUUUCUUGUUUUUUUGUUUUGAUUGUUCUUACAGCAACAGCGUUGUCAAUGUUCCCUCUUAUCCAAUGGUUGACUGACCUUGCUAUGUUUGUGGUGGUAGCUUACACAUCUCAGCAGAAUAAGGAGUCUGCACCAGGGGUAAGAUGAUAAUUGAGAGAUGGAGCGCAUGUCGAUUGAAUGUCGUAACGACGUCUUUGUUCGGAAAACACGUCCUCUCUCUCCCCUCAUCUCCGUCACCCGCGUUGCGAAAAAAAACGACUGCAGUUGUGAAUUUUAAGAAAAAGUUGAUUAAGGCGGAUUGUCUUGUUUGAAAUGGUUAUAAAACCCUUGUCGGAGCCGUAAGUGUUCUUUCAGAUUAAUGAAGUGAAUUUGGUGUCGAAUCUCAAGACAAAGUUAUUAUCCAAAUAAAUGUUUCUAGUAUCAUCAGGCGUUUGCUGGAGAAUGUAUUCAUGCAAGGUUCGUACGGGUCCUGAAAAACCUGGAAAGUCAUGGAAUUGAAUGAUUCGUGUUCCAGGCAUAGAAAGUCUUGGAAUUUCAGUUUGGCUCCCGGAAAAUCAUGGAAAUUGGUGGAAAACCAGCAGGCUUUCUAUGAAGUCAUAGUAAAGAAUAUCCAAAGUUAAAAAAUUAACUGACAAAUCAAAAAAUAAGAAUUAAUUUCAGUAGAAGAACUGUAAGGAGAACUUACGUGUUAAUCAUUUCUGAGAGUCAAAAGGUUUGGUCUUUCGGUACAUCUCGGACCAUUUGUUUUAUGUUUGGUGGUCCUAAAGUUUCACGUCAUGGUUACAUUUUUCCACCACUGGUAUUACAAAAAACUAUUUUUGUUCGGGCAUUAGUUUCCUCCCUCUUUUCCUUGAUGUUGGUGGUUUCAUCCUACUAAGCUUCCUCACAGCGAGUCCGUGCGAUGUCGGCACUGUGCAAGGACGCCGCGCGUUUCGCUUCACGUGUCUCCUUUUCCUCAUCUGGAGAACAAAUACUCGACAGUUUUCCAUUUUCUCUUAAGGCCCAGAGUUUUUCAACUCUCUUACACCUGACAUCAAUGGCUCUUCGUCUCUCGCGUCCUUUAGAAUAAAACUUUAAGUAACUACUAUCAAUGACUCAGUACUAAUUCCAUUACGGACUACGGACUUUUAUGAGGCUGCCAACACAUAUUUUUCCUAUAUCUGUUAUCUAUAUUUUUAUCAUGUAUUACUUGUGAGGAAACCCAAGCUUACAAACCUUAGCCCUUUCACUAGCAUCUAAUUUCUCCUUACAAUAUCGUCCCCAAAUUACACUUAAAGGUCACAAGAAAAAAGAAAAUGAUCGGCAACGAUAGAAGGUCUUGAUUGUUGAACAAAUUCUCCUUGAAAUAUAUUGAGAACAGAAUGGAGAAUAUGCAUACUGAUGUUAGGGUGUUCGCAAUUAUUGUUUUUUUGUUUUGUUUUAUUUUUUUCCUUUAUCAAUCGUUAUAAAGUGUUGUAACAUUACACAUAGUGGCGAAUAUAAUUCAAAAUAAGUAAAAUCUUCUCUUUCAUUGUGCCUGCGGAAAAAGGAAAGUGACAGGUGAUUAAAAUUUUCCAGUAAGGCUCUUAAUUAAUUUGUUAUAGGUCAGCUUGAUCCGUGACACGAGUACCCUCGGGACCUUGCGUGAAAUGCUGGUGUUGAUCCGUCUGUGGGGACAGACUACACCCGCUGUAUUGCCCUCCAUCACCCCAUCAGCAGGUAAGCUAAACAGCAUUAACAGAGAUGAAAUUCGCAAGUCUCCAUACCCUCUCACACUACUGACUUGUUAAAACGAAGCUUAUGAGGUACAUUAUGUUGGAAAUCUUUAAUUCGUUGUUAUAGUGAUGAGGAGGACACAGUUAUACUGUUAAUCGAUAAACUUAAUCUAUAUGUUAUCUAGAACUAUUAUAAGAGCUUCCUUAUCUUGGUGUUGGAUAAUGAAUAGAAAUAAUAUAUUACCGUAAGCCAUUCAGUAAAAAGAAAAUGUGAUAAGCUUGUUGAUCAUGUCCUAUUUCUUUGGCGGUCUCGCUUUAUAAAUAGAGUAAUUGUUACCUUUUCUUACUGUGAGAAAAUAGUCUAUUAACUCUGCAUAGAAAAUAGCCUUCGAAGACUGUUACACAACAAUAGGAUUAAAAAGAGAAUUUCGAGAAGAAAGGACGUACUCAAGGUACCGCACCUCACAUAGCUACGUGCUGUUCACAGAAGUAACCUGAUUAUAAUUCAGUGCGGAGGAUGAAAAGUAUAGGUUGUUUACAACGUAAGUCGCCUUAAAAGAUAGAGGCGUUGAACGUGCUAAACCAAAAAAAAAUAACAAUUAUUUUCCUGAUUGGGGGUUCGAAGUAGAAUUUACCUAAAAAACGAGCCUAAAGGAAAUCGAAGAUACGAAUAGGGGAAUUUGCAGGAAAUUUCUGUUCGUGAUUAACUUUUAUCAGAGCGAUUUACUUUCUCCUUUAUCAAGCGGAUUGACAUUAUUAAAAAAUAGCUUACUACAGCAAUCUCACCUAGGAUUAGUGAAGCUGGCUCAGUGAUUUCUAGAAAGGCUUUUGUAGUCGACACCCAGUUUACCCAGAUGAAUUAAAUGUAGACAUCACUUUUUUUCACAGACAAGAACGAAUCAUUAGCUUUGUUGUUCAAGAUCCUCACAAAGAUUUGGCUUCUAAGCAGACAAGCCAGCUCAGAUGAACCCGAUAUCCAUGUAGAUGACAGGCUGGCUGGUGAGUUGUAAAGAAGUAGCGCUGCUUUAAAUGUAAUGCUGUAUUGCCCAUUUAAUCAUAAAAAUUACUAUUUCUUUGAUUGUGAUUGGUUUAAAAAGCUCCUAUUUUCCUCUUAUUCACUUGCCAAGUUGUUUUCGAACAGCUGGUAAUCCAACAGUUCAAGAAGCCAAUCACAUUUAAGGUUGUAGUUUAAAUCAACCAAUCACAACAUAAAACAAUGUACGCCUCCUUUGCUAGUCUUGUGAUGUUAAUUUUCCCUUUCUUUUAUAACAUGGCACCUCGUGCCAUGUUUCAAUCAUUCGUAUGAUUUUAAACAAAAUUGGACUCCACUCAGUCCUAUUACCAUUACCUGUAACCUCAAAGUAUAUUUACGAAGGUGAUUAUUAUGCACUUUGCAUGCUUCAAAAACCAGAGCUAUUUCCCUUAAGAAAAGAGUACUACUGUGUAUAAUUAUUAAAUAUUUUGUGGAUAGCAUUUAAUUGGUUGAGAGUUGGGUAAUUUUUUUGAAGCCAAUCUUAAAACGAAGCAAAGGGAAUGUGAUGCAAUUUCUAUUAUUUUUGGCACCUAUUUUUUAAAAUUGUCCCAAAUCAAAUGAGCCUGCGAGCUGACCCCCGUUUUCAGCGCCUGCCGGACGCGCGUUUCUCCAUCAGUUGGAAGAUUUGAGACGAGUCGAGGAGACAUUUGCAAGGGAUCUGGGACUAAUGCUGAACACAGUGUAGACCUCUCCCCAGCCCUUGUAGUCAAGGCCUCCUACCUUCUCCUAGGGGAACAAACGCUCGUGCCAAUGCUGUUAUAAUUAUGGCUUGUUCACGGGCUAAAAUCAGAUGCGCAAGGUUUAAUAAGUUUCAAUUUUAUAAAAGUCAUGUUUACCUUUCUCUCUUUCUAUUCAGCUCCUCUUAUUCCAAAUUCAAUGUCUCUUCAAAACAUGCAGAUAGGAAAUUUGAGCAGAGGUGAGUGCAACGCAGGUUUAACCCAAAAAGCAAAAAUGAUAUCCUGGAAGAAAAUUUAUUUCAUACAUACAAAGAUUUACAUUGUGAAGCACUAUCGUUCGUGUCUCUGAUUGGACGAACGAUGCAUUUUCUCAGUCGUUCGCUUCCAAUCUUUGAAAUGUGACGGUCUUCACAGAAAAAAAAAUUUCAGUAUGUAUGGACUAAAACAUCAUACCGUUACGAUGCAUUAACAAACUUGCCCGUUCGCAACGCUCGCUCGUUCGUUUUUUUUUUUUUUUUUUCAUCUCAACUCGUGAAUAAAAAUCGUUCGUGCGCACCUUGCAUGGGAUAAUCUCUCUAUAUAUGUAUUUAUUGGGAUAAUAUAAUCUUUAUUGGGAUAAUAUUUAUUGGGAUAAUCUCUCUCUAUAUGUAUUUUUAAUACAUGCAUAGCUUUAACUUUAGCUUUAACUUGAUCACCGAAUUCAUAGCGGGAUCAUAAUGUUGUUGAUGCCAUUUCAGAGGAUAUAAAUUUAGAAAUUGAGUGGUUUUGUAUUGGUUUGGCCAGUGUUUCUCAGAAAAUGUGAGCAUGUAUCGGAAAAAACACUAGCUGUCGUUUGUUUAUAUGUCAUGAUUUAUCUCUUGAUGUUGCGAGCAAAGAUUGGUUUGAGUUAUCAGUAGGUCAAAUCAUCAAGGAUAAAUGAGAGAGAAUUAACUUUGAGUCUUCAAAAAUUUGAGUUGUUGGAAUUUCAUAGCCAGUGCUUAGGCCCUCACUAUUAUUAGCGAUGCAGGCCAGUUUCUCCACCCGCGGGAAGAUUUGAGACGUGUCAGGGUGAAGUUUGCUGGCGUUUGGAACUAAUAAUAAGGACCGCGCCGCUUGCAGAUCUUUCGCAAGCUGGCGUUGCUCAAAGCCUCGAACUUUCACUAGGGCAAAGAAACGCGCGUACUGAAGCACUGAUAAUUACGGCCUGCUUUUAGGCUAGGAACUUCAUUGUAGUUUUCUGAUACAGCAAACGCCUCGUUAGAAACUCUUAACGACUAUAUCAGGCUUGUUUAACCGGUUUUGAUUGGAGAAAGACUUGUUCGUAGGAAUUUGUUUUUACAAUUUAUACUAUGGAAUGGCGGGUGAAUCGCGAAUCCUUUGAUCUGAUAGGCUACCUAAGCGAGUAAGAUGAGCUUAGUAGUAUUGUUGAUUUGGGAGUGUCCGCGAUGUAACCGCAAAAGCGAAUCUGUCGGCCUUGAAAUGAGUCCAUUUUGUUCGCAUUAAACGGCUGGAUAAUGACCUCAUACUUAUUCAGUACGUUAGGUUCGCUGAGGUCAGUAAUGAGGUCCGUUUCAGAGUAUCCUUGCCCUCACGAUUGGUCAUUAAUGCAUAUUUUUCACUUUAGGAGUGUCCGGUAAAGCUGUAAGUGGACCAAUCCGGCCCAGUGUGUAUCAGUUCGGUUCACCGCCAGUGGCGCACCAGUAUCAUCAGAUCUUCCAUCCAUUCGCCUCAGCCAUUUUCCCGAUGCCUGCUGACGGCUCGCAUGUCAUGGAUAUCGUAAGAAGGGUCUACUUGGACAAAUCACCGGAGACAAAGUUAAAACAGUGCACCAGGUAACAAGUUCGUGUGAUGAAGGCAACCUUUUGUAUUAUAAUGAAAAAUUCUGAACUUGGAUUUGCCUAUCCAAGAUGCUAAUGCGUCAAAUGAGUCCUAUCGUGCUGUUCCCUUCUCGAAAUAAUCCAUUCUGAUCAAACUUUCGUUCUCUCAGGUGCAACUGUGUAUCCCUGGUGGAAGGGAUCAGUGACCACGCGGCAGCAAGAGCGUGGGAUCAGCGAUGGAUGAGGGCGUGUGUGUGCGGCGGUAGCUGGAGGAAGUUGCCUUACAAGGAACAACAGACUGUCGUAACGGCCGCCACUACUUCUUCUUCAUCUUCUUCCGAUGCUACAGCCUCAACCUCCGUCAGUAGUCAGUAAAAGCAUAUUUAACUCGCAGUCCGCCCUUGAACCUUAACCUUGAGUUUUAACCUUUUUUAAUCUUGAGUCUUAAGUUUCUGUGGCCUCUUGUGUAUACAUACUAACGACAACACAGCAACAACAGCAAUAACAGCUUGAUUUGUACGCCAAGAGGUUAAAAAGAGAUUAAGGAAAAUAAAAAGGAAUACAGACUGCCUGACACACAGGAGGCGAGGAGCACAGAGAGUCAAUGCAUUAUUGAUCGGUUAUGUACCUAAGGCACACACAAAGAAAAGAAAUAUAUAAA
Messenger RNA from Pocillopora meandrina, 18063 nucleotides. NCBI's taxonomy places the organism in Eukaryota, Metazoa, Cnidaria, Anthozoa, Scleractinia, Pocilloporidae. The record is from the annotation of a GenBank genome assembly.